AUGGAAGACGAAAUCCGCCCCCAUCUUACAAUCACCGGGGUCAACCGACCGCUGGAUGUCCCCUGUCUGCAGCUGGAGAUCUAUAACGCCCCUCGCGUCCUCUGCACCAUCCGGCGACUUCCGACUCACAGGGACUCCGAUAGCAGACCGUGUCUGUUUAAGUGGAGCGCCGUUGGGGAUGGCUUCGUGCCUGGCGGAUUUAUUCUGCUCUGCCACGUCCGAUCUGCUAAUGAGAGGGUCACGCUGCAGAGGGUCGAGAUCCCACCGGAUCCUGUAUAUAACCCGGCCCUAGUACAAUCUAAUUCGGUUCAGAUUUUCCCAUGGACUUCGAGUCUCUGGGAGUUGAAGACCGGAGAUUCGGUGUCCUUUCGGACAAGCUUGCCUGACCAUUGGGAACGACAGCUCCGGCCAGGAAUGACCUAUGAACUGCUUUGGCCGGGGGCUAUGAUUAGCCUGUGGAAAUGGGGGACGAUAAAGCAGCAUCUCGAGGAGCAGCUGAGGCCUUGUUCAGAGUCCGGGAGAGACCUCAUCGUAUUACCAGGGGGAGCGCGGACUCUCCUCUCGGCCGAUAGUGUACCAUCUCUUCCGGAGACUAAGGUGUCUCCAGAGCCUGUUGGAAGCGGGGAUCGUGUACCCGAAGCCCCAGUUCUCAGCGUGGAACUGCAAUGUUUUCCCACGAUCUAUCGCCAGGGUCCAUUCCAGAUCACUGGAAAAGUCCACUACCACCGCUCUAUCUCAUCGGAGGCUAAGGCGAUCAUAUUUCACACCUGGAUCUUAAAAGACGACUUCCACCUCUAUCGGCGCAAAGGCACCGAUCUUGAAUUUAUCGACACCGAAUCGCCUAUCGACGGAUACGCUAUCUAA
This is a messenger RNA of Penicillium soppii, 864 nucleotides long. RefSeq lists its product as uncharacterized. The transcript has 3 exons. NCBI's taxonomy places the organism in Eukaryota, Fungi, Ascomycota, Eurotiomycetes, Eurotiales, Aspergillaceae. The record is from RefSeq and is a predicted model, not a curated record. The coding region runs from base 1 to 864 and encodes 287 amino acids.